UACAAAAAACAUUCAAUUAAAUUAAAUGAAUAUGACAGGAACAGGUUCCCCUUGUGGCGCCUGCAAAUUCUUGAGAAGAAAAUGCGUUCGGGGCUGUGUGUUCGCCCCUUAUUUCUGCCACGAACAAGGCGCCGCUCAUUUCUCAGCCAUUCACAAGGUCUUCGGCGCUAGCAACGUCUCCAAGCUCCUCGCCCACCUCCCCAUCUCCGACCGCUGCGAGGCUGCCGUCACCAUCGCCUACGAAGCCCAAGCCCGGCUCCAAGAUCCCAUCUACGGCUGCGUUUCUCACAUCUUCGCCCUUCAACAGCAGGUUGUGAAUCUGCAAGCUCAGCUGGCUUCUCUGAAGGAGCAAGCAGCUCAUUCCAUCGCAACUGCAGCAAACCCUAAUGCCGAUUUGCAGAGCUGGUAUCAAAAUCAGCCCCAAUUGGGAUCGGAUUUCCACGGCUAUUUCGGAGGUGGGGCGGAGAUCAAUCCCAACGCUUCUUCUGGUAAUAAUCAGUCCUUUGGGAGUUUCGAUUCGGGGGAGAUGGAGUCAGAGGAGAGGCAAUGGCCGUUUCAAGAUGAUCUCGAGUCAGUUGCAUUCAGAUAUAUUCACCAUUGAAUAAUUGAUUUCUAUAUAUUUAGGGCUUUUUUGCCAGAAAGAAUACAUGAUCAUCCAAAUUUUUGUAUUAGUGGUUUUUGUCUGCAAAAUUUGAUGCUGAAAUUGGAAACCCUAGAAAUGCUUGUGCUGUCGGAAAACGGUUCAUCGCCGCCUAUGAUUGUUUUCUUAGAUCAUGUGUAAGUGUGACUUUGGAGUUUGGAUGAAUAUAUAUAUUAGAAAUUAUUUAUAGUA
This is a messenger RNA of Salvia hispanica, 832 nucleotides long. RefSeq names its product LOB domain-containing protein 29-like. Gene Ontology annotation, biological process: positive regulation of DNA-templated transcription; hormone-mediated signaling pathway. The record is from RefSeq and is a predicted model, not a curated record. Gene Ontology annotation, cellular component: nucleus. NCBI's taxonomy places the organism in Eukaryota, Viridiplantae, Streptophyta, Magnoliopsida, Lamiales, Lamiaceae.